GCGUGCUCCAGCUGAUGGUGUGCCUACGGAGAUCAGCCAUGGUCCCUUAGGGAACCCAGAAGACCUUUCAGUUUGAGAUGUGCCACUUUGGCUGGAAUGGGAUAAUGGAUGUGGCUAAGAAACCCAAGCUUCCUCGCAUCUUUGCUUUUCUGGCUCUGUGGCUACAUGGGAAGCGCCGUGCGGAACCCUGCAGCCUGACUCUGCUUUCUCCAAACAGUAUCAGCGACAUGAAGGAAGGCUCUGUCCAAGAAUACACCAUCACAUACCUUGUGAAAGAAGGGUCUGAGAAGGCUCAUCCAUCACAGUUUGAGCUGCUUAAAGUCCUCGGACAGGGUUCUUUUGGCAAAGUCUUCCUUGUCCGAAAAAUCACUCCGCCAGACAAUGGGCACCUCUAUGCCAUGAAAGUCCUGAAGAAAGCAACUCUGAAAGUACGUGACCGCGUGAGGACAAAAAUGGAAAGGGACAUCCUAGUGGAAGUAAACCACCCAUUCAUUGUGAAACUCCAUUAUGCUUUCCAGACAGAGGGGAAAUUGUAUCUCAUCCUUGACUUCCUCAGAGGGGGAGACCUCUUCAUGCGCCUUUCCAAAGAGGUAAUGUUCACUGAGGAAGAUGUGAAGUUCUACCUUGCAGAGUUGGCAUUGGGCCUCGGACACUUGCACCGUCUGGGAAUUGUGUACAGAGAUCUUAAACCAGAGAAUAUUCUCCUGGAUGACGAAGGGCAUAUCAAACUUACAGACUUUGGUUUGAGCAAAGAAGCCAUUGAUCAUGAGAAAAAGGCAUAUUCUUUCUGUGGGACUGUGGAGUACAUGGCUCCGGAAGUGGUGAAUCGCCAAGGCCACACUCAGAGUGCUGACUGGUGGUCAUAUGGGGUAUUAAUGUUUGAGAUGCUGACGGGGGCCCUGCCUUUCCAAGGGAAGGACCGAAAAGAGACUAUGACUCUCAUUCUCAAAGCAAAGCUGGGCAUGCCCCAAUUCCUGAGCUCUGAAGCACAGAGUCUCCUGCGAGCCCUUUUCAAGAGGAACCCAGCCAACAGGUUAGGGUCUGGUCCUGAUGGUGUUGAGGAAAUCAAGCGUCACCCUUUUUAUUCCACCAUUGACUGGAAUAAGCUCUUUCGCCGCGAAAUCAAGCCGCCUUUCAAACCUGCUGUGGGUCGUCCUGAUGACACCUUCUACUUUGACAAAGAGUUUACCUCCCGCACACCAAAAGAUUCCCCUGGGAUUCCACCUAGUGCAGGGGCCCAUCAGCUCUUCCGAGGCUUCAGUUUUGUGGCUACUGGCAUGAUAGAGGAUGAGAAGGCCAAAUCGCCACCAGUGCCUUUACAUUCUGUAGUACAGCAACUGCAUGGCAAGAAUCUCCAGUUCAGUGACGGUUACAUUGUGAAGGAGGCCAUCGGUGUCGGUUCCUAUUCAGUGUGCAAGCGUUGCAUUCACAAGACAACAAACACAGAAUAUGCUGUCAAGGUCAUUGACAAGAGUAAGCGAGAUCCCUCAGAGGAGAUUGAGAUACUCCUACGGUACGGACAGCACCCAAAUAUCAUCACACUGAAGGAUGUGUAUGAUGAUGGCAAGCAUGUUUAUCUGGUGACGGAGUUAAUGAGAGGUGGGGAGCUGCUGGACAGAAUCCUCAAGCAGAAGUGUUUCUCUGAAAGAGAGGCCAGCUCUGUCCUACACACGAUUUGUAAGACUGCGGAAUACCUUCAUUCCCAAGGGGUGGUUCACAGAGACUUGAAACCUAGCAACAUUCUCUACGUAGAUGAGUCUGGAAAUCCAGAGUCCAUUCGUAUUUGUGACUUUGGCUUUGCCAAGCAGCUGAGAGCAGACAAUGGGCUCCUCAUGACUCCCUGCUAUACUGCCAACUUUGUGGCUCCAGAGGUUUUAAAACGUCAAGGCUAUGAUGAGGCCUGUGAUAUCUGGAGUUUAGGGAUCCUUCUCUACACAAUGUUGGCAGGGUACACUCCAUUUGCAAAUGGGCCCAGUGACACCCCUGAGGAAAUCCUUACUCGGAUAGGUGGGGGAAAAUUUUCGCUCAAAGGAGGGAAUUGGGACACAGUUUCUGAUGCAGCCAAGGACCUGGUAUCAAAGAUGCUCCAUAUUGAUCCUCAUCAGCGCCUGACAGCCAGGCAAGUCCUCCAACACCCGUGGAUUACUCAGAAAGACAGGUUGCCCCAGAGCCAGCUGAGUCACCAAGAUGUGCAGCUUGUGAAGGGUGCCAUGGCUGCCACGUACUCCGCGUUGAACAACUCCAAGCCAGGUCCCCAGCUGAAGCCCAUUGAGUCCUCCUUCCUAGCACAGAGGCGGGUCAAGAAGCUCCCAUCUACCACACUGUGACAUGGAAAUGCUGGGGGCUUCCAAAACCCCCAACCAGGGCUGCUCCUCUGACAAGCUUCCUUGGAUUUCCAUGGGAACAGGAAGAUGUUGUCCCAGCAAGACACCAUUUUGAGGCACAUCCUCGAAUAUGUAUCAAGGCCAAGUGCCUUCAGAAAGACUAGCUCUUGCUCUCCCCAUGAAUUCCUCUUUUUUGUUUUUGUUUUCAGUGUACAGAGAGAUUAUUUGUAAAGGGAUCUAUAUAGUGUAUCUUGAGAAGCUGAACACACAUCAGUCCACAGUUUGUUGCCAUGACAUAGCCAGUCUUUUCUGCCUACAGACAGGCAAGCAUUGGACAAAUUGAUGGCUCUGAAAUCCUAACCUGGUAAAGCUGGAUCAUGUUCUACUUUUCCCUCUUGCCAGUCAUCCUAACAGAGGCUUUUUCGUUUUUUACAGGAUCCCCCCCCCCCUUUCUACAGAUGCUCUCUCUUUUACCUAAUCUAUGAGAUCUGGUAUGCGCAAGGUUCUUUAAUUUCAUGUUCCCAAUCUUCCAAGCCAUGCAACUGCAAUCCAAGAGGACUUUGAACAAAUAUAUCUUUUCUUUAGCCAUCCUACCCCUCUUUGGACGUCACACUGUCAUGGACAUCCCCACUUGCAGCACUGGGAUUAUUAAUCAUUUUCCAUCUCUUUGAAUGCAGUUGAUUCUUAGACUUCUGCCAGACCAUAGCUAGCUUUUGAACAUGCAAUGAGCUUAUAAGAAAACUGUUUCCCCAUGGGGAGAUGUUCGGUUUUCUAGGUGGGAGAAGUGUCUUUUGUUUUGAAAACAAACUAUGUCAAAUAGCACAAGUCAGAGCCUCAUCAUGUGACGUGCAAAAAAUCAGCUUGGCUCUGUCUUUUUUUUUAAUUUAACUGAUUUUGUGUCUGGUAACUCAGGGUUUCUGUCUGAAUUUUCAAAUAAAACGUCAUGCAGUUGGAGUUGUUUUUACUAAUGGACCCCAUACUCUCCACUCCAUCCCUGUUGUGCUUUUGAUGUGGUGGUCCAGUUCUCUUACAAAGGAGGAGAAUGAAGGGAUCCACAGAGCUUGGGAAAGAAAUUGGGUACUUAUGCUAUUGUAAACUGACUUACACUCAUGUAAAGGUGCAUUGUGAUGUUGAACGAUACGUGUAUUCUCGAAAGGGGAGCAAAGAUAUAACUAUGUCUUCAAGAUUGUUGUGAAAAUGGAGCCUGCAGCAUGGCUAUUUCACAACCAUCCUGAUGCACAUAGGGAAAUGGGAACCCUUGUUGCACAAUGGGACAUCUUGCCCAUAACUUGUUGGUUGUUAUGUGCCUUCAAGUUAUUUCCAACUUACUAUGACCCUAAGGCAAACCUAUCAUGAGGUUUUCUUGGCAAGUUUCUUCAGAGGGGGUUUGCCCUUGGCAUUUUCUGAGGUCUAUGACUUGCCCGAGGUCACCCAGUGACUUUAUAUGGCUGAGAGAGUUGAACCUUGGUCUCCAGAGUCAUAGUCCAAUGCUCAAACCAAUACACCAUACUGGCUCUGAUGCAUAUCAUCACAAUUCACUACAGUGGUUACAUAUCAUGUUAGCAAUGCAGCUCAUGCAUCGUAAAGUUACGCUUUGAAAUCUGUGGUGCAGAAUCUCAGCCAUUAUCUUAGGCUUCACUUGGUGGACCUUAUUGGAAAGGCAGAUUUAAAAAAUGGUUUCCAGGUCUGGGAAAUAAAAGGCCUUUCACAGGUCUACAUUGCAAGGUAAUGAGGAAGAUGUGAAUGCACCAGUGUUACAGGCUGCAGGCAAGGGCUGUCCUCAUCCUGCUGGUACACACACACACAGCUUGGACCAAAGUUGGCCGGUGCACAAAUGUUAAGAAAUAAAUGGAAAGUAUUAACUGCAACAUAAAAAGAUCUAUAAAAAUAACAUUUCUGACUGUUGCUGCAUCAUGUGAAAAAUAGCUGGAUGGAUUUUCCCCACAUCUGGAAGGUAUGUUUGAGAUUACCUUACUAUAUUGUCAUACAUGAUAUGUAUGAAAAUCACUUUGGGGGACCUUGGGGGCAACUCUUUUUCACUCAUGGAAGAGUAAUAUGGCAUAUCAUUUGAAAGAAUUCAACAAGCCCAAUAAUUUUUUUUGAACUUGUGAUGUAACUAUAUAAGUAAAGCUGCAUUUUAAGCAUCAUGCAUAAAAUGAUAGAUGGGUUUUCACCAAAUUUGAAAGGAAUGUUUGGGAUGGUCUGACUUAACAUAUAGGUUAUGUGGCAUAUAUAAAAUUCAUUUGCUGAGUUGGAUAGCACCCUAACUGUUUUUUCAUUCAGAGUAGUGUGUUGAACAGAUGACUAGAUGAAUGCUGUCUCAGGGGCAGAUUGAUGCGCAACAUGAGGAAUGUUUGAACACUGAAAGACGCAGGCACUCUUUCUUCAGAGGUGUUUAAACUAAAUUAUUAUUAAGAAUGGUUAACGAUUCUCUUGAACAACAUUAGGUACAACAGCUUGCAAUGAAUAACCACUAUCAUAGCUGCAAAUGAAAGAUGGUCAGAAUCCGGCCUGUACCCAAAACAACAUACCAGUACCUGCAUUGUUUGUACAUGGCAUCAGCCUAGCAUAUUGAUUUAUUCUGGUUAUAAAACUGUAUUCUUACCUCUUUAGCCAUGCACCCAUUUUAUCUCUUCUUUAAAAUGUAUUCUGAAUUUA
Messenger RNA from Sceloporus undulatus (fence lizard), 4982 nucleotides. RefSeq names its product ribosomal protein S6 kinase A1 (gene RPS6KA1). Gene Ontology annotation, molecular function: ATP binding; magnesium ion binding; ribosomal protein S6 kinase activity. Gene Ontology annotation, biological process: protein phosphorylation; positive regulation of DNA-templated transcription; intracellular signal transduction. The transcript is spliced from 21 exons. NCBI's taxonomy places the organism in Eukaryota, Metazoa, Chordata, Lepidosauria, Squamata, Phrynosomatidae. Bases 78 to 2327 code for a protein of 749 amino acids. The record is from RefSeq and is a predicted model, not a curated record.